UGCAACUUCAUAUUGCGGCUCAUGCAUUUAGCCUGGUCUCGCAAAACAGAACAACAUGGCCUCACAUGAGUAUAUUCGCUCUGAUCUCAAGGUCACACACAUACUUGUGAUGUCCACUUUUCGCUCAUGGCGUCUACAAUGCGACGCAUCUCCAUCGAUACCCUCGGGAUGACAGCUCCAAGGGGCAUGUCGUUCAAUCCAGUCAAGAGGAAGAGAAGGACGUGGUGGAAUUCAAGACCCAGGCUGCUGGUUACUUGCAUUUUCUUCGGCGUUUUGUACUGUUGGUUGAACUUUUCGACAUCAGAAAUCGUCAUACCUGAUGAUUCGUUUGAAUAUCUGAAGGAUGAUAGUCUAUCAGAUAUCAUGAACUCCACGCUGGGGUUCCAAAAGCUGCUCGUUCUAAAUCUUCCCUUCCGCAGUGACCGGAGAGACGCAAUCACGCUGGCAGCAGCAACCAGCAACAUGAAGCUCGAGUUCGUAGACGGUGUGACCGGAGAAUCUAUUCGCGAAAGCGCAUAUCCGCCUCCAAAAGAGAACAUCAAGCUCCCCGCCGGCAUCCGUGGAAGCUGGCGAACCCACAUGAACGCACUCCAGCGCGUGGUCCAAGAGAACCUCACUACGGCCCUGAUCUUUGAGGACGACGUGGACUGGGACGUCCGGAUCCGCCAGAACCUGCAGCGGUUCGCCCUCGCCAGCCGCUUCCUCUCCGAAAACAAGGAGACGCUAUCCCACCACUCCAAGUACCCCUUAGAGAAGCUCAAGAACCCAGAGACCCCAGAGACAGGUUUCCACAUCCUGUCCGAGAACGGCAUCACGAGCGACCUCCCGACGAUGCCCCUCGCCUCAGCCGCGCGCAAGAACCUCCAGUACAAAGGCAAAGGCUCCACAACCGGCGUCACGAGCCCCUACGGCGACCCCUCCCAAUGGGACAUCCUCUGGAUCGGGCACUGCGGCGCCGGCUUCCCGCGCUACCCCCUCGACCCGCACACGAAGAAAACCGACGUGACCGCCUCGAACGUGAUCCUCAAGCACGAGAACGACGCCACGGUGCCCCUGGGAAAGUACCUGAAAGCCCACCCCUUCCAAUCCGUGCUCGACCCCCUCGCCCACGCCUACAAACCCCACACCCGCGUCUACCACCGCGCGUCCGGCGGCGAGCUGUGCACGGUCGGGUACGCGGUGUCGCAGCGCGGCGCGAGGCGGCUGCUCCACCAGUUCGGGAUCAAGGACUGGAACGACAUUUUCGACUCGGCGAUGGGGCGGUGGUGCGCGUCCGAGGACCAGAAGUCGUCGACACCGGGCACGACUGCGAAUCUAGUGCACGGAGGCGGUGACGGCAGCGCGGGGGGACAGAAUCCGCUCGUGAGGUACGCGGGCGGCAAGUGGAAUGUUAGGAGUAAGGAGCGCGUGUGUCUGACGAGCCAGCCGCCUAUCUUCGCGCAUCAUCAUCCUAUGGAUGGGGAGAGCGAUAUCGGGGGUCUGGGGGGUGGGUAUGCGACCAAGUAUGAGACGAAGUAUCUUAGGCUGAGUGUACGCAUGAACUUGGAAAGGAUCGUGCAGGGGAUCAAGAAUUUGGUGGAUCAGUGGCCGGAUGAGGAGAAGGAGAAGGAGUAGGAGUAGGGGGGAGGUGGGGUUAGGUGUAGCUGUCUUUUAUCAUAAAAGUUGGUCUUCAUGCAUGCCAUGUUCGACACUGUUGAAAUCCCACUACAUAUCGCAUUUCCGCAGACAUGCUU
Aaosphaeria arxii CBS 175.79 is the source of this 1733-nucleotide messenger RNA. Its product is annotated as glycosyltransferase family 25 protein. Lineage: Eukaryota; Fungi; Ascomycota; Dothideomycetes; Pleosporales. Bases 364 to 1614 code for a protein of 416 amino acids. The transcript is spliced from 2 exons. The record is from RefSeq and is a predicted model, not a curated record.